This is a messenger RNA of Ectocarpus sp. CCAP 1310/34, 917 nucleotides long. The record is from the annotation of a GenBank genome assembly. NCBI's taxonomy places the organism in Eukaryota, Phaeophyceae, Ectocarpales, Ectocarpaceae.
AUGGCGCGGUCAUGCGUACCUGAUGGGCUCACAUACACCCGCAUUCAUCUUAUCCAGGGAUUCGCCGAGAUGAUCCACUACAAGCAGACCGUCAAGAUGCAGUCAGGAAAUGUAGAUGCUACGCAUAUCGAGUCUCGGGGCGCCCGACGUCAACACCCUCCGCAGGUGCUCAGGUGAGAAUCAUAACCACCUACAAGCUGGGCCAGCCAAGAAGUCAACGAAAUGGUUAGAAGCGACUUCCGAGCCGGUUUUUACGAAUUGGAACCUGAAAUUGUGAUAUGUGAUUGGAAACAGUCUUACAAACGCCCCCGAGUCAGAUGCCGUUUUUUUUUUUUUUGGCGAGGUAUCCCUAUAUUCAAUAACUGAGAAUCCUAGCAUAGGGGUUUUUGUGGCUUUAAAAAAAAAAAAAACGGCAUCUCACUCGGGGGCAUUUGUAAGACCACUCCUAAUCACAUAUCAAAAUUUCAGGUUCCAAUUCGUAAAAACCGGCUCGGAAAUAGCAAAUUGCGUCAUGACCUCGAUACCUGGGUGCAGGGGCGGAAAUUGUGUAGGAAAAUGAAGGCCUUACAGCCCGAGAAAAGGGGCGCGAAAGCGGCCUGAUGGCAAGAGGCGCACAGAUGCUGACUGUACCCCUUUGGUGGGACAGGUAGGUGUGGGUGCUUAUCGAUCGUAAUGACGUGACACACAAACAUGCAAGAGGUUGUAAUCUGAAGGUAAGCGCUCCAAAAACGCAUGACAAAUGUUUUGCACAAAUCGCACAAAAGUUGACGUUUCUUUGUACAUAACAAAAAACACUUCGUUCGUUGGUUGACAGGGGUUAAAAAACACCCGCUUAUCUAAAAACAACAUUCAAACUGACAGACUCAUCAACACACACACACAACUUCUCGCACCGGUUAAUCUUACAGAAAAAAAUG